GACCUGCUGGUUUCCAUGCCGCCCAGGCUGAGGACCAGGCAUGGCUAACGGAGUGGGAGGAGGACGAAGACCCCCCGCCACCCCAAGCUACUCUCUCUCUUCGAUACUUCUUCUCCUAUCACUAUCAUUCCUUGUUCUCUCUCCUCUUAUCCUAUCCCCAGUCCGAGGAGACCACCAUGGAGAUGGAGAUAGAGGGAGCGGGGAUGGGAGAGUCGACAAAGAGUUGGGAGAGAAGCAGGAGCCAGACCCCGCCGAGAGGGCCAUCGGCAUGACCGCGCUCACGAGCCGGUGGGAUGCCAUCAGAACCUGGGCCAAACUUGCCUGGAUGAAUUUCCGGCCACCUGAAUCCUGGUACCGUAGGAGAGACUCAAGCGCAGGGGAAGUGGUGAAGGAGGCUGCCACGAGAAGCUUUGAGAAAAGCAAAGAGACGGUAGCGCAUACAGCAGAGUCAGCAGCUAAGGUGGCAGGGGAAGCCAUGCAUAAGACCAAAGAGAAGGUUAAGAGGACCGUCUCCAGGCCGGAAGGAGACCCGGAUGCAGAGCUUUAAAUCGAUUGUUAGAUAUAAAUUUGUAGCUGAAUGUGUUUGUAGGAAUUAGCUCCGAUGGUUCUUUCCUUUCAAAUAGAUUGUCCUUAAUGUGGUUUGUAUUUGUAGUAUGUGUUUGUAAGAGCUGGCUGAAAUGGUUUGUUUCUACUUGCAAUUACAUCAUUUUCGAGGUAGCUAUAUUUGCUUGUCUGGUAUGUUAAUAGGAGUCCUUCAAUAACGAUCUUUUAUUCUCUCAGUUUGAUUACUCUCAAUGCGGAGUGUACUUUUCUGUCUAAGGUGUUUGUUUUAGUCCGGUAUUAUUGAUCAUUUUUUUUUAUUGCAAGGAAGUUUCUUAAUUCUGUCAGUAUUGUACUGUAGUGUGUUAGUACUACUUUUUGAGGAAGUGUACGUUUGAGUCUUGUCUCAGUGGUUUCUUUAUUCAAAUAAAGCAUGUGAGGGUAAUUUUUGAUGG
Phoenix dactylifera (date palm) is the source of this 995-nucleotide messenger RNA. RefSeq lists its product as uncharacterized. The record is from RefSeq and is a predicted model, not a curated record. NCBI's taxonomy places the organism in Eukaryota, Viridiplantae, Streptophyta, Magnoliopsida, Arecales, Arecaceae.